Molecule: messenger RNA, 957 nt
Organism: Clarias gariepinus (North African catfish)
Lineage: Eukaryota; Metazoa; Chordata; Actinopteri; Siluriformes; Clariidae
Gene: hcar1-2
Product: hydroxycarboxylic acid receptor 1-2
Exons: 1
Coding region: 1-957 (318 amino acids)
Biological process (GO): G protein-coupled receptor signaling pathway
Cellular component (GO): membrane
Molecular function (GO): G protein-coupled receptor activity
Source: RefSeq, a predicted model, not a curated record
AUGUCGAACUCCUCGGUUUGUUGCGCUUUCGAGUCUCCGGUUCUGGACCAUGUCCUCCCUCCCGUCCUUUUCCUAGAGUUCAUUUUCGGCCUCUCCGGGAACGUUUUAGCCCUCUGCAUGUUCGCCUUCCACAUGGAGAGCUGGAAGCCCAACUCCAUCUACCUGGCACACCUGGCCAUAGCUGACACUUUGGUGCUGUUCUGCUUGCCUUUCAGAGCUGACUACUACCGCAGGCGCAAAGACUGGAUUCAUGGGGACAUCUUUUGCCGGAUCCUGCUCUUCCUACUUGCAGCCAAUAGGGCAGCAGGUAUUUUCUUUCUAACAGCAGUGGCCGUGGACCGCUACCUAAAAAUUGUGCAUCCGCUCAACCGGAUCAAUCGAAUGGGCCUGAGUUAUGCCAUGUGGGUCUCUGCGGGCAUGUGGGCAGCAAUAAUAGCCAUGACGGCUUACCUUCUCGGGUCACCACACUUCUUCAGUUUCGGCAACCGUACCCAAUGCGAGAGCUUCAACAUAUGCAUGGGCAGCAAUCCGCUUUCAAACUGGCACAAUGCCUUUUACGUGAUCCAAUUCUGCUUGCCCACAAUCAUCGUCGUCUUCUGCACAGCCUGCAUAACGUGGCAGCUGAAAAGCAAGACGGUGGACACCUCAGGCAAAAUCAAGAGGGCCGUUCAGUUCAUUUUCAUCGUCGCUAUGGUCUUCAUCAUCUGCUUCUUUCCGAGCACUGCCUCACGGGUUGCCGUUUGGAUACUGAAGAUCUGGUACACCGACUGCUCGUAUUUCACUGAGGCAAAUCUGGCGUUUUACACUUCAGUCUGCUUCACCUACUUCAACAGCGUCCUCAACCCUCUGGUGUACUAUUUCUCCACUCCAGCAUUCAGCGGGACCAUACAGAGCCUUAUUUUAAAACUCAGAGGGAAGAAAACAGGUAGCAUCGUGGCUACGGUAUCAAAUGAUUAA